Messenger RNA from Austrofundulus limnaeus, 2502 nucleotides. It is a transcript of the gene sinhcafl, whose product is annotated as SIN3-HDAC complex associated factor, like. The record is from RefSeq and is a predicted model, not a curated record. Gene Ontology annotation, biological process: negative regulation of cell migration. Lineage: Eukaryota; Metazoa; Chordata; Actinopteri; Cyprinodontiformes; Rivulidae. Gene Ontology annotation, cellular component: Sin3-type complex.
AGCUUUUUAUGCAAAAUAAUGUUAAUGACCAGCUGUAUGCAUCAGCAGUAGUAUGAGCAUGCGCAGUGUGCGAAAAGAAGACGGCGAAGAUUCAAAGUUUUUGUUCAUUUUAUUUGCCUGAGGCCAACCAGAAAAGAGGAACAUGUUUGGCUUCCAUAAGUCGAAGAUCUACAGAAGUAAUGAUGGCUGUUGCAUCUGCAAGACCAAGUCCUCCAGCUCACGCUUCACAGACAGCAGUAGAUAUGAGGAGACGUUCAGGCUGUGUUUUGGACUCUCUGAGGACCGUGUCGGGGACAUUUGCAACGCGUGUGUGCUGCUGGUGAAGAGGUGGAAGAAGCUGCCCCACGGCUCCAAGAAGAACUGGAAUCAUGUGGUGGACGCCAGAGCCGGUCCGGGUUUCAAGGUGACAAAACCGAAGAAGGUCAAAAACAGAUUCAGACGCUCACAGCACCACCUCCAGCAUGUCUCCGGCUCAGUCUCCCAGCUACAGCAACCAGUCGGACGACGGCUCAGACGUGGAGUCCAAACAAAGGCGCUCGGCUCCGUCCAUCUUCUCUUUCUUGGAUCGUUCCUACUGGAAAAGGCAAAAGGUUUGUUGUGGGAUUAUCUACAAAGGUCGGUUUGGAGAGGUGAUUAUCGAUCCCCGGCUCUUCAAACCCUGCUGCAGCUCGAAAAAGCAGAAGUCUCUGGCGCCCGCACAGGUGUCCACACUUCCUCCACAGCUACCAGAAGACACAAAUGCCGGUGAAUGCUUUUGUUGAAUUCCCUCCGUGGGGCUAUUCGUGGCAUCCACCUGGAUUUGUCUCCAGUGGCAGACCUCAUUUCUAUUCUCCCUUUUAGAUCAGUUCAUGUCUAUUCAUUUGUUUUCAUAUGGGUAUUUUUAAACUUAUGUAUAGAGUUGAGUUAUUUGUUUUAUAAAAAGAAGAAAAAAGAAAAAAAACUUUGGGGCAUUAGUGUUAUUUAUAGGAUUAAGGACACAAAUGUUAAAAGUUUAAUUCUUUUGUUUUGAAUUGUUUUUGUUGAUUAAGUGAUCARUUAUUUGUAAAUAUUGACUUAUUUUGCAUAUCAGAACUGCUCGAUUUUAUGAAACUGUAUAAAAGACACCAGCAUUUUCUAAUACCAGCAUUUUUGUUGUUGCUGAAGUGGGUCUUCAGCUCCUUGCUGCAAUGUUUUUUCUAUGUGAUCCUUUAUACAUUUAUUUUUUUAAGUACACAAAUGGCUUUUUAGUAACACCAGGGAUAAUUGGCAAGUGUCAUUUAAUUGUUCUAAUGUGUAGAUGAGGRGUGUUAUCCCAUGAACAUAUACACAGCUUUAGCAUGCCACAAGUUUAAAACACUUAUUUUUUACUUGUUCAGCCGUUUGUGCACAUUGUGGUUAGAGCGUGCAUGCAGUACACCCUCCUCUUGUUGGAAAAAAACAGGUGAUUUUAUUUGUGUUUUGUAAAGUCUCAGCUGAAAUGACAUUGUGUGUUCUAAAGCAAACGGUUUUAAAAGUUUUGUAAAUAUAGCAUUUUGGCUCAUGGUAUAUUCCAAUCUUUUUUUUUUUUUAAUGACAAAAACAGCAAACCACUACAUGUGAAAGGUGUGGGGAAACAAUUACGCUAAGCUAGUUUGAUCACGUUCCAUUUUCUCAGGCAUAUUUCCCUUAAAGCUUGUGCUGCAGCUCUUUGCUCCGUGCAGUCGUGCCGUUAACUACAACCGGAGAAGCCGGACAUCUGACUUCUYUUUUUAACGAUUCCCUCAUAUUUUAAUGCUCUUAGAAGAAUGUGUUUGUCAAAAGAAGCAAUUGUCAACAUUUCAAACUAUGCAGACAUUUUGAAUGUGAGGAUUGCUUUGGGGCUUUCUAUCACUUUCUCUUUGAAGAUGGUGAUGGAUUUUUUUUAAAUAACCAAAUUGGCUUGUAAAAAGCUUUUUUUUCUCUCAGCAAUAAUGUUACAUGAUCAAGUCAUUUUCUCAAAAUGUUAUGUAUGCCAUGUUAAAAAUAAUGCUCUUAUUGCACAGUUCUUGUCAUGGUGUAAACUGUCACUGCAGUGACGACGGUUGAUUUAAUUUUUUUCUUUUUUAUUUACAUUUUGUAACCAAACUAAAUGAGUUGAUAGACAUUAUUCUGUAAAGUUGCUUAAUAUAUGUAAACUGUUCUGCGGCAGGGUAGAUAAAUGCUGAACUUUUWAAAAAAUGAUUCUUAUUAAAAAGGACAUGCUGCUUCCUUUUUAGCUGGAAAAUAAGCUGUUUUUGUAUCCUUAGGGAGAUGCCAUAUUUUUUGCGAGGUACAUUUUGAGAUGCAAGGUGUGCCUUAUUGAAUUACCUGACCUUUCCAUUGUGAUUUGUUUGUAAUUUAUAUUUAUUUAUUAACGCAAKCUUUUUUUAACUAAAAUUUUGAGGUAAUUGGUGUUGAGCCUUUUCAGAAAGUUCUUUUUUUAUGUGCACUUCCUUUGAACGUGUAUGUUUUUUGUAUACUGUACCACAAAGUAGAACUGUAUAAUAAACGUUGACCAAAAAAAUG